Molecule: messenger RNA, 2281 nt
Organism: Oncorhynchus gorbuscha (pink salmon)
Lineage: Eukaryota; Metazoa; Chordata; Actinopteri; Salmoniformes; Salmonidae
Product: protein shisa-like-2A
Exons: 3
Coding region: 137-631 (164 amino acids)
Source: RefSeq, a predicted model, not a curated record
CAUCCUUGAAAUAAAUGUUUUGUACUUUUCAGCAGAGCAAGGGACACUUAUGUGGAUAGAAUUACAAUGAGACCUUUAAACAUCUAAGGAAAUCAUCUCUCCGACUCUUCUCCCUAAGAGUGUGUUUUCUACCAGCAUGAGUUCUGAGUGCACAAGCUACUACAGCGCAGAGAAUGUGUUUAUGAAUGGCUCUUCAUGUCCUAAAGAAGGGAGCGAUCCGAGCGCAACAUUCUGCUGCGGAUUUAACGAUAUCAAGUAUUGCUGUGAUGAUCCCAACAGCUUUUUCCCUUAUGAGUAUGGAUACAUGUGGUGGCUCAGCUUUGGGGCUCUGAUAGGUCUGUCCAUAGCAGCAGUGGUCCUCCUGGCCUUCCUCAUCACAGUCUGUGUCCUCUGCUACCUCUUCAUCGCCACUAAGCCCAGUCGUCUUGACAACGGCCUGCCACUACGACCACCAGGGUUGGACUCCCGAGAGGGCCCCAGCCACUCCGGCCCAGCACCGUCCAUUGGCCCUCAGGGCUUCAGGAAGCACUUCUUCAGCAGGAAGCUGGACUGUGACAACCAGCCACCCGACCCUGAGAGAUUGUUCCAGAGGUGCUUCGUCACCACCGUCAACAUGGAGGGCCCAUCGUAGUGCUCUUAAUAUGUAGGGCACUUUGUAGGAUGCUUAGGAGGUAAUGGAGGGCCCUUCGUAGGACGCAUAAAGGCCCAGUGCAGUCAAAAACGUGAUUUAUUUGUGUUUGAUAUAUAUUUAGGUUGGGAUAAUACUGUGACAUUUUUUUAAUAAUGAUGAUGCCCUAUUAGUGUAAGAGCUUUUUGUAAAAGACUGCCUGAAAUUUCAGCCUGUUUUGGUGGGAUGGAGUUUUGGCCUGACUGGUAACAUCACCAGGCAGUAAAUUGGUUAAUAGAUUAAUAGGCCAAUAAGAGAGUUCCAAAAACUCAGCCAAUAACAGCUAGUUUUCAGUUCUCCUCCUCCCAGACAGUCCUUUCAAAGUUCUUGCAUGAGAAAUUGCUCUUGUUAAGAAGCCAUUGUUUCGUUUUGACCAUUUUGAUUCAAAACAAUCACAUUAAGGUACUUAAUUGUUACCCAGAAAUGAUUUGAUAUUAAGAUAAAAAUGGAUGCAUUGGGCCUUUAAUAUGAAGGGCGCUUCGUAGGACGCUGUCUUCUAAAGGCAGCCAGAUGCUUACUUGUUCUGACUGGAAAUGAGUGUAUAGAAGAAUGUGCCACACAGUGGGAGGACUGGAGAAGCAACAACCAUUAAUGACCAUGUUCUGUAUGGACUGGAGUAGUACUGAGUUUGUCAACGUUCAAACAGUGGUUGGCUGGUUAACCCACUCUAGAAACAUUUCAGUUGAGCUUCUUUUUUCUGUUGAUGAAAAUAAACUUCAAAAACAGAAAGACAGAAGUCACACUGGACAACUGUGGAGCCGAAGCAUCGUCUGUCUUGCCUCACCUCUGUAUUCCAAUGUUGUUUGAUGAAGCAAGAGAAGGGACAGAGGGAAAUCUUUUCAGUCAUUAUUUUGUGUUGAGAAAUCCAUUUGAACUGUGUCUGAUUUAACAGAAGCUCGUGUGUCUUCAAGACAGACUGAGAUAACAAGCUCCUCAAACCAGCAUUAUUGAACUUCAACGCCGACAGUUUGUGUGAUUCUUCACCUUCUAUCUGGACACUGUUUUCGAUCAUCUACGUGUCUGUGUGUGAAAUGUUUAUUUGGUUGAGAAAUUUGCCAAUGGGACAACAAGUGUCUACAGCGUAUUUGCAUCCAAUAGAACUGAUAAGGAAGUAAAUCAGACAUAGUACAACACAUAACAAACAGAAAGCCUCAGAAAGCCUGGCGCGCACAGCGGUGUCGUUUUGCCCUUAUGUGGAUUCCAGCUUUAAAAAGGUCAUGUCUGCUUAAUAUAAAAUACAUGAAAUUGCUUGUUGAAACAUUGCAUGUUGAACUGUCAUCUGUAAACUGUCAUGUUGGAUUUUCUCACAACUCAGCUUUGAUUAUGGCAGAUUAUAGAACCUAUUCCCAUAUGUCGUCCCCCCCCAUGUUCAGAAACACUUUAAUUCAUGUGGUCAAAGUCAUUGUGUCGCCAAUUUGCCAUAUACAAUGGCUGCAUGCCAUGAGGCAUCAGUUGUGUGAGUCACUUCUUUGUUAGUCAUGCUUCAACUAGAGAGAGUAACUUCUCAAAGAGGAAAGAUGUUGCAUCUUUAUGGUGUGUUAUCACAGCAGGCACCAAGUUUAAUGUUUUCUCAAUCUAUUAGUGUGUGGCUGAGUGCACAACACAUUAAAAUGU